Molecule: messenger RNA, 564 nt
Organism: Penicillium odoratum
Lineage: Eukaryota; Fungi; Ascomycota; Eurotiomycetes; Eurotiales; Aspergillaceae
Exons: 1
Coding region: 1-564 (187 amino acids)
Source: RefSeq, a predicted model, not a curated record
AUGCAGGGAACAGUCUUCAUCCACCGCGGGUCCUACGAAUCCAUCACGGAAAAUGCCUCCCCGGGUCUUCGAUUUCUCAACCGCUUCCUCCCAGCUGUGGAAUCAGUCAACCCAACACAAGACCCCAUCGGCUCGUUUUUUAAAUCUAAUGCCUUCAUCAUAAUCGGCAGUAAUCCUUCCAGACCAGCGCAGCCGGCGACGCACUAUGAAUCCCAAAGUCGAUACCUAUCCUAUUUUCACCACUACCUCCACGUAGCCUGGGACAUGGACCUUACUCUGAAUUCAUUCAAUCUGAAUACGGAAAGCCAUGAUCCUCAUAAUUCGCAUAUGAAACGCACAGUCAUGUUCGAGGCCACAUCCGAGACAAUCUUCAAAGAUGACCCGGAUCAGUUUUCGAUCAAAACCUGCGAAUUCAAUAUCCUCGACUUGGAGGGGACCGCGGAAAAUCUACAAAUCGUCGAGAUGCGCAUGUUUCUCGAUGCAAAACCUAUACAGGCCCGUGCUGCUUCAUUGACAAGGGCAUCAGCAUUUGGUGAAUCGCAGAGAGAGGCCGAUGCAGAGUAA